Molecule: messenger RNA, 330 nt
Organism: Fraxinus pennsylvanica
Lineage: Eukaryota; Viridiplantae; Streptophyta; Magnoliopsida; Lamiales; Oleaceae
Source: the annotation of a GenBank genome assembly
AUGAUGAAUAGUAUUCCUGCUAAACUUAGGGUCUGUUUGGUGUAUGAAGGAUCGUCGUCGAAUGAGGAGCAGUCCGCCCCAUCGAUCGAGGCUCGAGUUUGUGACAAACAUGUUCUUCUCAGAAUCUGUUGUGAGAAACGUAAAGGGGUUUUGGUUAAAAUUCUUUGCGAAGUAGAGAAGCUUCAUUUGAGUGUUGUUAACACAAGUGUGGUGCCAUUUGGAAGUUCGGCCCAUGAUAUUACCAUUGUUGCAGAGAAGGAGAAAGAAUUCAGUCUGGAAGUGAAAGAAAUUGUACAGAAUCUUUAUGCCGUUCUCCAGCGUGCUGUCUAG